This is a messenger RNA of Cygnus olor (mute swan), 1942 nucleotides long. Its product is annotated as solute carrier family 22 member 15-like. Gene Ontology annotation, molecular function: transmembrane transporter activity. The transcript has 13 exons. Lineage: Eukaryota; Metazoa; Chordata; Aves; Anseriformes; Anatidae. The record is from RefSeq and is a predicted model, not a curated record. Gene Ontology annotation, biological process: transmembrane transport. The coding region runs from base 57 to 1592 and encodes 511 amino acids. Gene Ontology annotation, cellular component: membrane.
CGGGCGGGGCGAGGCGGGGCCGGCAGCGCGGCGCUGUGGCCGCGGCCCGCGGGGCCAUGGCGGCGGGGCUGGAGGAGGCCUUCGGGGCGGCGGGGGAGUUCGGCGGCGCGCAGCGGCGCCUCACCGCCUUCCUCGUGCUGCUGCAGGUAUACGUGGCUUGUCAGUCAAUGCUUAUCGUGCUUGUGGGAGCCAUGCCUGAGUAUCGUAUAGACCAAGAAGGAAUUCCAGCGAGCAAAGCUGAGCUUGCCAAGCAUAUCCAUUUCAUGAGCAACUUCACAUCUAUCGUAACCGAGUGGUAUCUAAUUGAACAAGAAGCCUACAAAGUGAGCCUUGCAUCAUCCCUAUUUUUUGCUGGAUUGCUUAUUGGAAACAUCACGUUUGGCCCUUUGUCAGAUAAACUGGGCAGGAAACCAGUGUAUAUUUCAGGUCUAUUUUUUGAUGUCCUUUUUGGGUAUGUUACAGCAUUAGCUCCAAAUUAUGGCGUAUUUGCAGUUUCACGUUUCUUUGUUGGAAUUGUGAAUGGUGGAAUGGCUCUUGUGUCUUUUGUCCUAACACAGGAAUAUGUAGGAAAAUCAUUUUGGUCAUUUACAGGUUCAUUAACUAAUUUGACGUUUGCGGUUGGCAUUGCUGUUUAUGCUUUACUGGGUUACUGUGUAAGAGAGUGGCGUCACCUGGCAUUGGUAUCAAAUACUCCAGGAGUCAUCUUCCUUCUUCUUUCGUUUAUGCUGCCAGAAUCACCACGAUGGCUGUAUUCCCAAGGGAAAACUGCAGAAGCUGAAGAUGUGAUGCAAUAUAUUGCCCUUGGUAAUGGAAAAGAAAGAUUAAAUCUAAAAUUAAAACCAAGUGCAGGAACUUCACGAAAGGAUGAAUCACCACCUGGUAUACUAAACUUAGUAAAACACCCAGUCCUUCGGUGGCGAACCAUCAUACUUAUGUACAUCUGGUAUGUCUGCAGCUUGGUAUACUAUGGGCUAACUUUAAAUGCUGGUGAAUUAGGAGGAAAUCUUUAUUUAAAUGUGGCUCUUUAUGGUCUUGUGGAAGUUCCAGCUUUUCCACUCUGCAUGUUCUUUAUUGAGAAACCUUGGUCUGGAAGACGUAAAACUAUGAUGUGCUUUCUGAUAUUUGCAGGAUUUGCCUGUAUGUUUACCAUGUUUUUACCAAAAAACUCUGCAGAAAGAAAUUCAGCUCUGAGCAUGAUGAAGAUGAGUCACUUCCGUGGAUGCAGUUUACUCCUCAGUCCCACUUUGUUAGCCUUGUGUGGAAAAAUGAUGGUCAGUGCUGCUUUCAACAUUGUAUAUAUUUAUACAUCUGAACUCUACCCAACAGUGCUGAGAAAUGCUGGCUUGGGUGUCUGUUCCAUGUCUUGCAGAUUUGGAGGCAUUCUGGCUCCAUUUGUGCCAUCUAUGAAAUCUCUCAGCCCUUCUGUACCAUUGGUGGUGUUUGGAAUCAGUGGGCUGUCAGCAGGAUUCCUGACUCUCCUUCUGCCAGAAACACUGAAUAAGCCAAUUGCAGAGAGCAUUGAAGAUCUUCAGAGUCCCAAAUACAGAGUGCUUAUAAAUGAAAAGGCAAACCAGCUGGAAGAAAGCACUUAAGUUUCAGAAUGUCUCUCUGUGCUGAAAAAAUGAAGCCUCCAUUGAGAAGGUGCUGUAACAGCUGAAGGGCAGAGUCUUGCUGUAUAUAUCGGAGUUGAAAAUUUGGAGGACUUAUGUAUAAUGCUGUUUAUAGCAUGCUGAACAGUUUUAUGUGAAGGCAAGUUGAGAAGAUGGAAAAAGUUGAUCAAAGCUUGUGAGGAAAGAAGUGACAAAUCAGUGCUUUAAUGUAAUGACUUAACAAAACCAUACUUUGGAUGUUUGGACUUCUCUGUGGCUUCUUAAAAUGAAGAAUUCAAAUAAUUUAUGUUACAAAAUAUAACUGUUAGCUUCAGAUAAUAAAAUGUUGCAAC